AUGGUGAAGCUCGUGGCAACCUGCAAGGCCAUAAUAACGCGCCUCGUGUUCGGGGCACACGGAUUCAUCGCCAUCUGGCAGGUGACCAACUUCAAGAAGAAUCCCUUCUACUGGUACUUGUCCGCCCCCAUCUUGCUGUUGGUCUUCGAGGGCGUCUUCACCCUUACCAUCAAAGACAGCCAGGAGUGGAAGUGGUUCUGCCCCAGCGUGUUCCUGUAUCUGUCCAGCGUCGUACCUGCCAUCUGGUUACUGGAGCUCGAUAAAGUUGACCGCAGGCUUCGGGCUCGAGAGGAGGCCAAAAAUAUCACCGCCUUUUCUAUCGAUGACCUCAGGGGCCUCGACAAGAUCAUGGGGUGUUCAUUGCAGGGCCACCUUCUGCCCCACGAUCUGCAGAUCGACACCGAGACGUGGGUGACCCUCAUCGAACAGUUCCUCAUGCUGAUACUCAUCAUAGGACGUUGGAUGCUUCCGAAAGGGGAUCUGACCAGAGACCAACUGUCUCAGUUGCUGCUUGUGUACAUUGGCACAGCUGCGGACAUAAUCGAGUUCUUCGAUUCCUUCAAGGACGAAAAGAUCGCGCAGGAGCCCAUCCUGGUGUUGCUGACCCUGGCGAUCUGGUCCUGGAGCCUGCUUCAGUUCACAGUGGUGCUCACGGCCACCAAGAGUCGCAAGGCCAGACUCUCCACGACCACAAAUAUUUCGGGCUGUAUCCAAUGGUAUUACAUUCGUACCGUGUGUUGCAGAGAUGGGGCAGGCCCUCACUGUUGUGCGGGCUGUUGCUCCAUCGACGUGUGGGGUAUCAUGCUGAACAUCCUGCUGCAGGACGCGCCGUUUCUGGGUUUCCGCUUGUUGCUCAUCGCACACUACCGCAUCAUCAGCUACAUGAACGUGUUCUUCACCUGCAAGAACACGCUGGUCAUCGUGCUGCAACUCUACAGGCUGUAUGUGGUGAAUUCAGAAACCAGAAAACAGAAGAAAAAGAAGAAGCUCACUACCCGCAAGAGGGAUCCAGCAAGAGGUAUCUCCGUCAUAUCCAUGUCGGAGGUGUAUCCUAUCCCAGAACGCUGCAGGCAUAACAAGCGAGCAGAUCAAGAAGUGUUUUCCGGAGAUGAUGAAACGAGCAGGAGUCCA
Cryptotermes secundus is the source of this 1131-nucleotide messenger RNA. Its product is annotated as transmembrane protein 26. The transcript has 7 exons. The annotation marks the transcript as partial. NCBI's taxonomy places the organism in Eukaryota, Metazoa, Arthropoda, Insecta, Blattodea, Kalotermitidae. The record is from RefSeq and is a predicted model, not a curated record.